AUGGCUGAUAUCCUUGAUAUUUUAGACAUCGAACAGCCUACGGCUGAAAUUAGCAGGGAUAGUAUUCUACAUGGAGAUAAGGUGAAGAAAAAAUAUGUGACGGCAAAAGCAGUGAAACGCCCUGAGGGCAUGCACAGAGAAGUCUUUGCAUUGCUUUACAAUGAUAAUAAAGAUCUACCGCCACUCCUACCCACCGACACAGGCAAAGCCUAUAAACAAACAAAGGCUAAGCUUGGCAUGAGAAAAGUUAGAAAAUGGACUUGGGCACCAUUCACUAAUCCAGCGCGUAAGGACAAUGCUGUAUUCCACCAUUGGAAGCGAGUUUCUGAUGAAGCGAAGGACUACCCAUUUGCUCAAUUUAAUAAGCAAGUCACAAUACCAUCAUACUCUGAGUCUGAAUACAACCAAUACCUGAAAUCGGAAGACUGGAGUCAAGCUGAGACAGAUCACCUGAUAGACUUGUGUCAAAGAUUUGAUCUGCGUUUUAUUGUCAUCCAUGACCGAUGGGACCGGGCAGCUUUCAGAGAUAGAAGUGUUGAAGAUCUAAAAGAGAGAUAUUAUGGUAUUUGUGCUACAUUAAGUAAGGUGAAAACAAAUCCCUGGUCAAAUACAGUGACCAUGGUGAAUGGUGAAAAAAGAAUUUAUCACUAUGAUGCAGAACAUGAAAAAAAAAGAAAAGAACAACUACGAAGACUCUUUGACAGGACACAAGAACAGAUUGAUGAAGAACAAAUGCUGCUCACUGAACUUAAGAAGAUUGAAGCAAGAAAACGUGAAAGGGAAAGAAAAACUCAAGAUUUACAAAAACUGAUAUCCCGGGCUGACAGUGGCAAUUUACCAGCAACAACCCAAGUAAACAAUAAUAAUGAAGGGACUAGUACUCCAUCCAAUAAUGCGUCUAAUAUAGCUAGACGUCACGACAGAAAGCUACAUAAGAAAAAACUCACAGCUCAGCAAAGGCCUAUUCGCACAGUUGAAAGUGUUACUGUAGAAUGGUCUGGUAUUAAAUUUCCCGAAGCACGUGGCACAGGCGUUUGGUUGCGUUCUCAACGUAUGAAGCUGCCUCCUGGAGUUGGACAGAGGAAAACAAAGGCCAUUGAACAAGAGCUCAGGCUUAUGAAUAUAGAUAUUGCUCCAACCCCGACCGAGGCUAUCUGCAAACAUUUUAACGAGCUACGUUCGGACCUAGCCCUGGCUCUCGACUUGAAGAAUGCUUUGGCAUCAUGUGAAUUCGAGCUUCAAGCUCUCAGACAUCAAUAUGAAGCUCUCAAUCCAGGAAAGACACUCACUAUACCACCGUCUAUUUGCAAUUCGGUGGCUGACGGUGAAUCCAAACCAGUGGGUGAAAUUAUCGACGUAGUGGGAUCUCCGAGUGCUUUAAAUACCACCAUUUAG
This is a messenger RNA of Arctia plantaginis, 1395 nucleotides long. Lineage: Eukaryota; Metazoa; Arthropoda; Insecta; Lepidoptera; Erebidae. The record is from the annotation of a GenBank genome assembly.